UGUACUGCGCUCUGCCCACCGACUAGCUCCUAGGUGCGGCACCGGACGCGUAAACCCAGGGUUCUCAGAAUUGCGUAAUUCCGCCGCCUUUUCCAGCUUUAAUUCUGUACAUUCGUACAUUACAACAAGGGCACGAUCCCACAUGCAGCUGCUCACCUUGCUGAUCGCCCUAGCUGUGGUGGGCGAUACGGCCAUGGCGCUCGCCCCAAAGAUCCUCGUGUUGGGUGGGACCGGCUUUAUAGGAUCCACCGUGUCUCGGAUCGCUGUCGACAGUGGAUGCGAGGUGACGUCACUGUCAAGACGAGGAACUCCCUCUCCGGACAGCGAUCCCCUACCCGGUGUAAAUUUCCUCAAAGGCGAUGCCACCGACCCCGCGGUGGUUCGACAGGUCAUCAACGAUGGCAAGUGCGACUACGACGGCGUUGUCCACGCGGUGGGCAUGCUCUUCGCGGGCAGCCUUAACCGCUUCGCGAGCGGGUCCGGGUCUGUGCCCGACCCCGGCACCACCUACGACAAGAUCACCAGACAAACCGCAUUCGCGGCAACGGCUGCCCUCGAUGCCCUCGCCCAGGGGGGGUCACAGCAGAGGCCUUUCGUGUUCAUCUCCGCGGCGGAGGCGAAGUGGGGUUUCGACGGCAUUUUCGAGGGGUCUCCAGUGGGGUUUCUUCACGACUACCUCGUGGCCAAACGAGCUGUUGAGGACGAGUUGCUCAACAACAAGCCGUCGCUCAGAGGGGUCGUCCUCAGACCUAGCCUUGUGUGGACAAAGCGACGACCGGGAGCGCUUCUACCCGUGGCCGCCUUCCAAAUCGGCAGCCGCCUAGGACUGCCGUUCAUCGAUAGGCCUGUCCACGUGGAGACCCUUGCCAGCGCAGCCGUGGAGGCCCUGUUCGACUCGAGUGUCAGGGGGGUGCAAGACUGGAGAGGCAUGGAGAAGCUGGCCGGGAGCUACAAGGCCAACAAGGCAAGGGGAGCGGCCGGUGGCACCGACGGGAGCAUUGCAGAGCUUUAAGAGAGAAGUGGACUGAUAGAUAUUUCGUGGUGGAAGGAGACGGGGGCGAUUUGUCCUUCUAAAGGAGGGCUGGGUCUCCUCUAGAAGAGCUUCAGAAGUUUAAUGUUUCUUGUUUCUCCUCCAUCUAGGUGUUUUUUUUUUUCCCCUCAACACCAACAGGUGGCGAAGAAGGCAAGUUGGAGUGUUCAUCAAUUAGUCAUCUUCCUUCCCCCCGUGACGAAUACAUGUGUCGUCUGAUACUCAAGUCUCCCUCGGGCAGCAUUGCGUAUUAGUCUACUGUACAUAUGUUUGUUUUCUUGCGCGCCGAGGCACAGACAGGGAGUAGAGCGGGAAAAUGUUAGCGAGAUCCGAUGAAGUAUCAAUCUUUUCAUACUCAAGG
Molecule: messenger RNA, 1391 nt
Organism: Ectocarpus sp. CCAP 1310/34
Lineage: Eukaryota; Phaeophyceae; Ectocarpales; Ectocarpaceae
Source: the annotation of a GenBank genome assembly